CGCACGUCUUCAUCCAUGUCUCACCAGUGCUGCCCCGUGUCUCCAGAGGGAGCCGCAUUCAUUACCAUCUCAGCUUUGGGUUACUAAAUGGUUUUCUGGGGGAGGAUUUCUAACCGGCGAGAUGCUGCUCGUUCUCCUGCUGGCAGCCUUUUCUUCUUACAUCUCCGGCUCCCUCUCCUCCUCCCUAUCCUCCCCUUCCAUGUUGGACGGACUCCCGAUGGCAGACCCGUCUGCCUCAGAUUUGAUGGCUGAGACCUGCAGCGCCUGCUCCUGUAUGUCGGUGGAAAAUGUUCUGUAUGUAAACUGUGAGAAGAUCACUGUCUACCGACCCACACAGCUCAUCCCUCCAGCCUCGUCCCUCUAUCAUCUGAACUUCCAGAACAACUUUUUAAUCAUACUCUACCCAAACUCCUUCCUCAACUUUACCCAUGCUGUGUCACUGCAGCUGGGGAACAAUAAACUGCAGAACAUCGAAGGUGGAGCAUUCAUGGGCAUGAGCGCAUUGAAACAGCUGCACUUGAACAAUAAUGAAUUGAAGGUGCUUCGAGCAGACACUUUCCUAGGGAUAGAAAACUUGGAAUACCUUCAGGCCGACUACAAUUUGAUUAAGUACAUUGAAAAAGGAGCUUUUAACAAACUACACAAGCUAAAAGUGCUGAUCCUGAAUGAUAAUCUCAUACAGGCACUUCCUGACAACAUAUUUCGCUUUGCUUCGCUCACACACCUGGAUAUAAGGGGUAACAGGAUCCAGAAGCUUCCUUAUUUGGGGGUUCUGGAGCACAUAGGGCGCAUUGUAGAGCUGCAGCUGGAUGACAACCCCUGGAAUUGUACCUGUGAUUUAGCACCUCUCAAGGCAUGGCUUGAAAACAUGCCCUACAAUAUUUUUAUCGGCGAGGCCAUAUGUGAAACACCAAGUGACUUGUAUGGGAGGCUCCUGAAAGAAACCAACAGACAGGAGCUUUGCCCCAUGGGAACAGGAACUGCACUGCCUGAUAAUGGGCAGUUGCCCUCCAAAAUGUCCCCAACUGUCAUAGCUCCUAUAGCCACUAAAACACCAAAAACCACUGACUCAUCUAAGAUUUAUGGUAAUGGUAUUGUUGCUGGUUUGCCCCCUUUUGGAAGAAAUAGCCAGAUAGUUUCCUUCCAGACACGGACCCCUCCAUUGUUGUGUCCACAGCACUGCAGUUGUAAAGCUCACCCCUCUGACUUUGGCGUUAGUGUCAGCUGUCAGGAGAGGAAUAUUAAAAAUUUAGCCGAUCUCAUUCCCAAACCCCCAAAUGCCAAGAAACUUCACCUGAGUGGGAAUUACAUUCGUGACAUAAGCCCAACUGAUUUCCAAGGGUUUGAGGGUUUAGAUUUGCUACAUCUUGGCAGUAAUCAGAUUGUCACAGUCCAGAAAGGUGUGUUUGCUAACAUCACUAACCUGAGGAGACUGUAUCUGAAUGGAAACCAGCUCGAACAGUUGCACCCAGAGAUGUUUUUGGGCCUCACAAACCUACAGUACCUGUAUUUGGAAUACAACGCCAUAAAAGAAAUCUUAGCUGGUACAUUUGACUCCAUGCCGAACCUACAACUCCUGUAUCUUAACAAUAAUGUGCUGCGGAGUCUCCCUGCCUACGUGUUUGCAGGUGUCUCUUUAGCUAGACUGAAUCUGAAAAACAAUCACUUCAUGACCCUGCCAGUAAGCGGUGUCUUGGACCAGCUGCGGUCACUGACCCAGAUAGACCUGGAAGGGAACCCAUGGGAGUGUUCCUGUGAUCUGGUCGCCCUUAAACUUUGGCUAGAGAAGCUAAGUGAUGGAGUGGCUGCCAAAGAGGUGAAAUGUGCCUCCCCUGUGCAGUUCGCCAACAUUGAGCUGCGCCUGUUGAAAAAUGAGAUCCUGUGUCCUAAGCUUGUUGCAAGGCCUCCAUUCAUCUUCACUAGCGCCACCCCUGUUUUGACCUCAGUGUCACCUGCUGGAGUUGGCAAAGCCCCACCGGGGGGGCCUGUGCCUCUCUCCAUUAUGAUACUCAGCAUUCUUGUAGUGCUUAUCCUUACUGUUUUUGUGGCCUUCUGCCUUUUAGUCUUUGUCCUGAGGCGGAAUAAAAAACCAGUGGGCAGACAGGAAGGUCUUGGUAAUCAAGAGUGUGGCUCCAUGUCAUUGCAACUUCGCCGACACAACCACAAAUCGGGUAAAAAAGGCUCCAUCCUGGGAGAUGACCUGGGAGGUGAGACGUUCAUCCCCCAGACUAUUGAGCACAUUGGCAAGAGCCACACCUGUGGGAUUGGGCGUUCCUCAGACAUGGAUGCCGCCUUCAAGUUUGCGGACUCACAUAGGCAGAAGAUCAUCCUUCGAAACAGUGCCGACAAGGAUAAAGACUCGCUUUCCACCCUGGAGCGCAACAAACGCCUCAGCACCAUUGACGAACUCGAGGAAUUCCUCCCCAACCGAGAGCCCAGCAUGUUCAUCCAGAACUUCCUGGACAGCAAAAGAGAUUUCAACAGUAUAGGGAUGGGCGGGUAUGAAAUACGGUAUCCGGAGAAAACACUGGAUAAAAAGAUGAAGAAGUCAUCACUGAUAGGCGGAAACCACAGUAAGAUUGUGGUGGAGCAGAGAAAAAGUGAGUAUUAUGAGCUGAAAGCCAAGCUCCAAGGAACGCCUGAUUACCUGCAGGUGCUUGAGGAGCAGACUGCACUGAGUAAAAUGUAGGGAUUGUUGUGUUUGAUUUCAUGCAUUGAUUACACACCCAUACACAAGGAAACCAGACACGCAUACAGGCAGACAGACAGCCAAACACAUCUGCCCUUCUCUGGUUCUUUCUCCCCCUUUAGCCACACACACACACACACACACACGCACAUCAUUCAUUCCAUCACUUUCUGUUCUCAAUGCUCUCACACUCUGCACAUGCACACACACACACACAAACACACACAGAACAAAAAAGUGCCUUCUGGAAACCCAUAAUGACCGAUGCAGAGAUGGACAAAAUGGCUUCACAGUACAAAGCUAAUACUAGAAUCCGCCUGGAUGUAUUUCGCAGUACAAGACCUUUUGGAUUGUCCAUUUCACUACAUGUAUGAAUCCCGCAUAUAUACCACAGGACACCCUGAAAAGCAACCAGAGAGUCAUAGUAUUUUUGCUGCUAUUGAAAUGGGUACUUUUUUGUUGUUGUUGUUGUUCUUGUUCUUUUUGUCCUCCUUUUGUUUUUCCAACCAAAUCAAAGGGUCUUGAACACAGUGCUUGAGAAUAUACCUCGCCGUCUUCAACCCUUGUUUAAAAAAAGGAGAAAAAAGAAAGGAGGGAGUGUUAGUUGUUGUUCUUUUGCUCCAGAAAGUAUCAAAAACCACUCCUUCUGGGAUGAGAUUAACAAAAUCUGUGACUCAGCGGAUGCUACUUUGCUUCUCUUUUUAUUUUAAUUUGCGGGGAUAUCUGUUUGAUCUUGGGGAAGCUCCCUGGAGUCGGCCGCAGACUCUCUGCCAUCUUGUGUGGAUUACACACCAGUAGCAGCACACCUGCUCUUUGCCGAGAGUCUAAGUGGCUCCUGCUUUCCAUUUACGGGAAUUGAAGGCACUGCAAAAUGCUUUGGGGGAAUGAGUUCAUGACUUGUUUUCUUUGUGUAAAGAGCCAUGUUAAAUAUAGUGUCUUCUGAACAAAGUUGUGUUUCUCUUCAAAAUUGCUAUUUUCAGUAACUGUAUGUUUUUGGGUGAAAUCUAAUGGCACACACACUGUCAGAGGACAUUUCUGAAAAAUGAAAAACCCAAGGAUAAAAAAAAUACAAAGCUGCUUGCUAUGUAAGCGUAACCUGGAAUUUAUUUUGUAAGUCUUAUAUUAUUUGUAUCUGUGGGACUGGUUUGUAAAUUACAAAUA
This is a messenger RNA of Monopterus albus (swamp eel), 3850 nucleotides long. It is a transcript of the gene slitrk4, whose product is annotated as SLIT and NTRK-like family, member 4. Gene Ontology annotation, molecular function: protein binding. NCBI's taxonomy places the organism in Eukaryota, Metazoa, Chordata, Actinopteri, Synbranchiformes, Synbranchidae. Gene Ontology annotation, biological process: axonogenesis; positive regulation of synapse assembly. The coding region runs from base 122 to 2689 and encodes 855 amino acids. The record is from RefSeq and is a predicted model, not a curated record. The transcript has 2 exons. Gene Ontology annotation, cellular component: glutamatergic synapse.